Molecule: messenger RNA, 5768 nt
Organism: Heterocephalus glaber (naked mole-rat)
Lineage: Eukaryota; Metazoa; Chordata; Mammalia; Rodentia; Bathyergidae
Source: RefSeq, a predicted model, not a curated record
GCCCCCGCUCCCGGGGCUCUGACGCCGCCCCGCCCGCGCCCGCCGCUCUCCUCCGGCCGGGUCUCAGGCCACUGCUGCCGAGAGGGGGCCGCCUUCGGGGCCGAGCGAGCCGCUGCUCUUUACAUUUGUAAAAAAUUUUUGGUUGGUGGCGGCGGUGCUGGUUCCAAGCGAGGAGGGACACGGAGGCUGCCCCCGCCCUCCCCGCACGCCCUGCUCCGCGCUCCGGCUCCGGGAGAUGUGCCGGGCGGGGAGCCCGGGCCCGCGGAGCCGCCGGAGACACGCGCAGGGCCGACCCCGGAGCGCGCAGGACAGGUUGGUGGGCCAGGCUGUGGUGCCCACCCGGUGAUGAGGGCCAAGGCUCCAAACACAGGCUACUGAGAGCCGCACGUGCCCCUGGCCGCCACCAUGGCCCGCCUGGCCGCCGUGCUCUGGAGUCUCUGUGUCACUGCCAUCCUGGUCACCUCGGCCACUCAAGGCCUGAGCCGUGCUGGGCUCCCAUUUGGGCUGAUGCGCCGGGAGCUGGCGUGCGAAGGUUACCCCAUUGAGCUGCGGUGCCCGGGCAGCGAUGUCAUCAUGGUGGAAAAUGCCAACUAUGGGCGCACAGAUGACAAGAUCUGUGAUGCUGACCCUUUCCAGAUGGAAAACGUGCAGUGCUACCUCCCGGAUGCCUUCAAGAUCAUGUCGCAAAGGUGUAACAACCGCACCCAGUGUGUGGUGGUCGCUGGCUCCGACGCCUUUCCUGACCCUUGUCCUGGGACCUACAAGUACCUGGAGGUGCAGUACGACUGUGUCCCCUACAAAGUGGAGCAGAAAGUCUUUGUGUGCCCAGGGACCCUGCAGAAGGUGCUAGAGCCCACCUCAACGCAUGAGUCGGAGCACCAGUCAGGUGCAUGGUGCAAGGACCCACUGCAGGCGGGCGACCGCAUCUACGUCAUGCCCUGGAUCCCCUACCGCACGGACACGCUCACCGAGUAUGCCUCAUGGGAGGACUAUGUGGCUGCACGCCACACUACCACCUACCGGCUGCCCAACCGUGUGGAUGGCACAGGCUUCGUGGUCUAUGAUGGCGCUGUCUUCUACAACAAGGAGCGAACGCGCAACAUUGUCAAGUACGACCUGAGGACGCGCAUCAAAAGCGGGGAGACGGUCAUCAACACGGCCAACUACCAUGACACUUCGCCCUAUCGCUGGGGCGGCAAGACUGACAUUGACCUGGCUGUGGACGAGAACGGACUGUGGGUUAUCUACGCCACCGAGGGCAACAAUGGGCGGCUGGUGGUGAGCCAGCUCAAUCCCUACACACUGCGGUUCGAGGGCACAUGGGAGACCGGCUACGAUAAGCGCUCAGCCUCCAAUGCCUUCAUGGUGUGUGGUGUGCUCUAUGUGCUGCGCUCUGUGUAUGUGGAUGAUGACAGUGAGGCCGCCGGCAACCGCGUGGACUAUGCCUUCAACACCAACGCCAACCGCGAGGAGCCCGUCAGCCUGGCCUUCCCCAACCCCUACCAGUUUGUCUCUUCCGUGGACUACAACCCCCGUGACAACCAGCUGUACGUCUGGAACAACUACUUUGUGGUGCGCUACAGCCUGGAAUUCGGGCCACCAGACCCCAGCGCUGGCCCAGCUACGUCCCCACCACUCAGCACAACCACCACUGUCCGGCCCACGCCCCUUACCAGCACAGCCUCACCUGCAGCCACCACCCCACUUCGCCGGGCGCCCCUCACCACACACCCAGUGGGCGCCAUCAACCAGCUUGGACCUGACCUGCCUCCAGCCACAGCUCCUGCCCCCAGCACCCGGCGGCCCCCAGCCCCCAACCUGCACGUGUCCCCCGAGCUCUUCUGUGAACCCCGAGAGGUGCGGCGGGUCCAGUGGCCGGCCACCCAACAGGGCAUGCUGGUGGAGAGGCCUUGCCCCAAGGGCACCCGAGGAAUUGCCUCAUUCCAGUGUCUGCCAGCCCUAGGGCUCUGGAACCCCCGGGGCCCUGAUCUCAGCAACUGCACCUCCCCCUGGGUCAACCAGGUGGCCCAGAAGAUCAAAAGCGGAGAGAAUGCAGCCAACAUCGCCAGCGAACUGGCCCGCCACACUCGGGGCUCCAUCUAUGCAGGGGACGUGUCCUCAUCGGUGAAGCUCAUGGAGCAGCUCCUAGACAUCCUGGAUGCCCAGCUGCAGGCCUUGCGGCCUAUUGAGCGCGAGUCAGCCGGCAAGAACUACAACAAGAUGCACAAACGAGAGCGAACCUGCAAGGAUUACAUCAAGGCCGUGGUAGAAACAGUGGACAACCUCCUCCGGCCAGAGGCACUCGAGUCAUGGAAGGACAUGAAUGCCACAGAGCAGGUGCACACGGCCACCAUGCUCCUAGAUGUGCUAGAGGAGGGCGCCUUCUUGCUGGCUGACAAUGUCAGGGAGCCUGCCCGCUUCCUGGCCGCCAAGCAGAAUGUGGUCCUGGAGGUCACUGUCCUGAACACGGAGGGCCAGGUGCAGGAACUGGUCUUUCCCCAGGAGUACCCCAGCGAGAAUUCCAUCCAGCUGUCCGCCAAUACCAUCAAGCAGAACAGCCGCAAUGGAGUGGUCAAAGUUGUCUUCAUCCUCUACAACAACUUGGGCCUUUUCCUGUCCACGGAGAAUGCCACAGUGAAGCUGGCGGGUGAGGCCAGCGCGGUGGGCACCGGGGGUGCCUCCCUUGUGGUGAACUCACAGGUCAUCGCUGCAUCCAUUAACAAGGAAUCUAGCCGCGUUUUCCUCAUGGACCCUGUCAUCUUCACCGUGGCCCAUCUGGAGGCCAAGAACCAUUUCAAUGCCAACUGCUCCUUCUGGAACUACUCAGAGCGCUCCAUGUUGGGCUACUGGUCAACCCAGGGCUGCCGCCUGGUGGAGUCCAACAAGACCCACACCACCUGUGCCUGCAGCCACCUCACCAACUUUGCAGUGCUCAUGGCUCACCGAGAGAUCUCUGGAGAAGCAUGUUGCUGUCACCUUUGUCAUCUCUCCACAAGCCUUCCAGAGCAUGAGGAAUACCAGGGUCGCAUCAACGAGCUGCUGCUAUCAGUCAUCACCUGGGUGGGCAUUGUCAUCUCCUUGGUCUGCCUGGCUAUCUGCAUCUCUACCUUCUGCUUCCUGCGGGGGCUGCAGACCGACCGCAACACCAUCCACAAGAACCUGUGCAUCAACCUCUUCCUGGCUGAGCUGCUCUUCCUGGUCGGGAUAGACAAGACUCAGUAUGAGAUCGCCUGCCCAAUCUUUGCUGGCCUGCUGCACUACUUCUUCCUGGCUGCCUUCUCCUGGCUGUGUCUGGAGGGCGUGCACCUCUACCUGCUGCUGGUGGAAGUGUUCGAGAGCGAGUACUCCCGCACCAAGUACUACUAUCUGGGUGGCUACUGCUUCCCAGCCCUGGUGGUGGGCAUCGCAGCAGCCAUCGACUACCGCAGCUAUGGCACCGAGAAGGCCUGCUGGCUCCGAGUAGACAAUUACUUCAUCUGGAGCUUCAUUGGGCCAGUCUCCUUUGUCAUUGUGGUGAACCUAGUGUUUCUCAUGGUGACCCUACACAAGAUGAUCCGAAGCUCCUCCGUGCUAAAGCCAGACUCCAGUCGCCUCGACAACAUUAAGUCCUGGGCCCUGGGGGCCAUCGCACUGCUCUUCCUACUGGGGCUCACCUGGGCUUUUGGCCUCCUCUUCAUCAACAAGGAGUCAGUGGUCAUGGCCUAUCUCUUCACCACCUUCAACGCCUUCCAGGGGGUCUUCAUCUUCGUCUUUCACUGCGCCUUACAGAAGAAGGUGCACAAGGAGUACAGCAAGUGCCUGCGUCACUCCUACUGCUGCAUCCGCUCCCCCCCGGGGGGAACGCACGGCUCCCUUAAGACCUCAGCCAUGCGGAGCAAUACCCGCUACUACACGGGCACCCAGAGCCGAAUCCGGAGAAUGUGGAAUGACACAGUGAGGAAACAGACGGAGUCCUCCUUCAUGGCAGGGGACAUCAACAGCACGCCCACCCUGAACCGAGGUACCAUGGGGAACCACCUACUGACCAACCCCGUGCUGCAGCCCCGAGGGGGCACCAGCCCCUACAACACCCUCAUCGCCGAGUCAGUGGGCUUCAACCCCUCCUCACCCCCCGUCUUCAACUCCCCAGGAAGCUACCGGGAGCCCAAGCACCCCUUGGGAGGCCGAGAAGCCUGCGGCAUGGACACCCUGCCCCUUAACGGCAACUUCAACAACAGCUACUCCUUGCGAAGUGGAGACUUCCCACCUGGGGAUGGGGCCUCAGAGCCACCACGAGGCCGCAACCUGGCCGAUGCUGCAGCCUUUGAGAAGAUGAUCAUCUCGGAGCUGGUGCACAACAACCUGAGGGGCGGUGGCAGUGGGGCCAAGGGCCCCCCGCCACCCGAGCCCCCCGUGCCGCCGGUGCCAGGGGGCGGUGGCGAGGAAGAGCCCAGUGGGCCUGGGAGCGCUGACCGGGCAGAGAUUGAACUUCUCUACAAGGCCCUGGAGGAGCCACUGCUGCUGCCCCGGGCCCAGUCGGUGCUGUAUCAGAGUGACCUGGAUGAGUCAGAGAGCUGCACAGCAGAGGAUGGCGCCACCAGCCGGCCCCUCUCCUCCCCUCCGGGCCGGGACUCCCUCUAUGCCAGCGGGGCCAACCUGCGGGACUCGCCCUCCUACCCGGACAGCAGCCCCGAGGGGCCCAGCGAGGCCCUGCCCCCACCUCCGCCUGCACCCCCAGGGCCCCCCGAAAUCUACUAUACUUCUCGCCCACCGGCCCUGGUGGCCCGGAACCCCCUGCAGGGUUACUACCAGGUGCGGCGGCCUAGCCAUGAGGGCUACCUGGCGGCCCCAGGCCUCGAGGGGCCAGGGCCCGAUGGGGACGGGCAGAUGCAGCUGGUCACCAGUCUCUGAGGGUACUUGAGGACCAGGGCCUGGCAGCUCCGGCCAGGGGGAAGACCCUGGGCAGGGCCCUGGUGGGAGAGGGAGGCUGGUGGAGGUAGUGGCUGGUGGACCACUCUCUCCAGCGCCCCUUGGCCAUGGGCCCUAGGGUCCCCUCAGGGGGCUCUGAUGUGGGGGCCCGAAGUGCCAGGGUUCACAGACAGGGUUUCCCACCAGCCACAUGCACCAGCUGUUUGGGAGAAGGCCAGGGAGGAGCCCAGAGGCCCCGGGGAGUUAGGGAGAGCCCAGCAGGGUGCAAGCUGCUUCUUAACUCUCCCCCUCCCCUUAUCCUGCCACCCCUGGAGGGAGCAGCAAGGGCUCUGGUCUCCCUGGGGGCGGGGCAGCUUCUGAAGUUGCCAAAGGCUUCCCUGGCUGUAGGACAGAUGGACAGCAGCCCCUGCUUCCUGGAGACCAGGUCCCGCAGCCCGGGAGAAAGCCCAGCUGAGGCUGACACUGGGAUGGGCCGUGGCCAGUGGCCUCAAGGUGGAACUUUCUCUGAAGCUCCUGCCCCCUUGCUGUUGUCCCACCUCCCCACCAAGCCUGCCCCACCCCCACAGUACACCCAAUGACCCCUCCUGGGGUGACUCCUGAUGAAGCACAACUCCUCGCGACGGCCCAGCCUAGGGUGGCUCCCAGGUCUGUGGGCUUGGCGCUCUGGGGAACAGAUCUGGGGUCUGGAUCUCCCUGGGGAGUGGGUCCUGGGCUUGGAUCUUUCCCUGGGGGGCCCCUCACCCCUUCCUUUCUCCUCCUCCCCCACUGCUGUAAAUAUUUCAACGAAAUGGAAAAGAGAAAAAAGACAAAAAAAAAAAAAAAAAAAAAAAGAAUCUCAUCACUUGAAGCCACUGGCGCCC